Lactuca saligna is the source of this 1560-nucleotide messenger RNA. Lineage: Eukaryota; Viridiplantae; Streptophyta; Magnoliopsida; Asterales; Asteraceae. The record is from the annotation of a GenBank genome assembly.
AUGAAACUGGGAAAGCAACAAGAACAUCAGCGUUCAACAACAUCAAUAAGAAGUAAGGCGGCCCAUUUUGUGUCUGAUCUUACCACCGUUCUUCUUAAUCCAAUAUCUGAUAAACCCUCAUCGAAUUCCUCUCCUCAUUCUGGCGAUGUGAGUAAUGAACCAAGGAGAAACACACAACAAUGUAAUCAAGAAGAAGAUGUUCCAGUCUUGGUUGAUGGGCUAGAUACUUCCUCCUUCACCGCAUUUCUCUACUCAUUCUUAUCACCAGGAAGAUCAGAAAACGAGUCUGAAUAUUCAGAAUGGAACGACAACCAAGUGGUAACUAGCUACAUAAAUGACACAUCAUCCCCAAACGUUUCAAAAGAAAACAAUGGAAAGAAAGGUCUAUUCUCUAAGGGCAAACAGUCACUCGGCAAGGCUCUUUCACAAGCUGCUAGGUUUAGUGGGUAUCGAUCUCAUGCAUCUGGGAAAGUAAACACUGAAUCAAAGAUUGAUGACGUGAAAGAAACAAGCUCUCAAUUUGACACUAAUGAUGGGGUUCAUGUACAAAAUGUGAUUGCACCUUUUCCUUCUGAUAAACUUCCAAAAAUGUCAGAACCUUCACAACUUAUGACAGAAGAUACACGUUAUGAUCUUUAUGUUGCACUCCCUGUUCUUAGUCAAGGAAAGAAAUGGGUCUUAUUAUACAGUACAUGGAGGCAUGGCAUAUCUCUUUCAACCUUAUAUAGAAGAAGCAAUCUUUGCCCUGGGUUAAGUCUGCUGGUUGUUGGAGAUCGUAAAGGUGCAGUGUUUGGUGGUUUAGUUGAGGUACCUUUGAAACCAUCAACAAAGAAAAGAUACCAGCAUCCACUUUUCAGGUUUAUACUGCCCCUGAUUCUGCCUGGUAUAAAAUGCCUAAGUCUACAAGGUGAGCUUUGUGGUUGGACAUGCUUUUACAUUGGUGUGGCUGCUGUUGCUUUUGGAUGCUCUUAUUAUCACCUCAAACCAAAUGAUGGUCACCUUGUUUGGGAUCGUUUGCCUGUAAGGGGACAAAGAUGCUGCUCGACAACUUCUUACAAAAUACUAUGUCAUGACACAGCCUUUAAAACUUGCUUUGAAAAAACUAGAAAUGGUUUCGGUUCCAGUGGAUAUAACACCACCACUACCUUUUGGCAGAAAUUCUGUUGCCCUAAGUGUCAAGUGGAACUCACUCUAACAUCUUUAGCCAAUCAGGUAAAAAGAAGAAUUGAAUUCUUCAUAUCCACAUACUACAAAGGCAUUAUGAUGUGUGAUGAUGAAACAUGCGACUAUACAACAUGGAGUUUAAACUUGCGUGUUGUUGGUGAAUCUGAGAGAGGAACAGUAUGCCCAAAUUACCUUCACUGUAAUGGUCGUCUUGUGAGACGGGUUGAUGCUAAGUUGAAGGCUGCAGUUGAGAAAGAGGUUGGUAGGAUAAGAGUAAACAAGAAACAUAAACUAAAAGCUGGUUCAGUGGGACCCAAUGUGAAGAUGACAUGGAUUAAAUUCAAGAUGGAGAUGCUGAUGAAGAGGACUUUGGUGAUGAGGAUGAUGAAGAGGUAA